UGUUUUUCGAAGUGGCGGCUGGCCUGACCGCAGUCUUUUUCAUCGACCCCCCUCCUCUCAUCUUCAACGCGGAAGUAACUUCACGAGUCAUCAUGUCUGCGCCUGGCUGCUCCUACAAACCCGUGAGCCAUGUCAUCUUCGACAUGGAUGGACUAUUAUUAGACACCGAGCGACUGUACACCGUGUCCUUCCAGGAGGUCUGUGAUCGCUUCGGAAAGCAGUACACCUGGGACCUGAAGGCCUCCGUCAUGGGCACGAAGGCUCUGGACGGAGCCCGGAUGAUCCGGGACGCUCUGGAGCUCCCCAUGACGGCCGAGGACCUGCUGGCUGAAACCAGACUCAUCCAGGACCGGAUCUUCCCCUCGGCCAACCUCCUGCCAGGUGUGGAGAAGCUGGUGCUCCACCUCCAGAAGCACAGCAUCCCCGUCGCCGUGGCCACCAGCUCGGCCGGCGCCACCUUCACAAUGAAGACGAGCCGACACGGAGACUUCUUCGGCCGCUUCGACCACAUCGUCCUGGGCGACGACCCCGAGGUCAAGAACAGCAAACCGGAGCCCGACUCCUUCCUGGUCUGCGCCCGCAGGUUCAGCCCCCCGGCCGCUCCAGAGAAGUGCUUGGUGUUUGAAGACGCUCCCAACGGCGUGAAGGGGGCGCUGGCUGCCGGGAUGCAGGUGGUGAUGGUCCCCGACGACCACCUGGCCCCCGGCCUCACCCAGGAGGCCACACUGAGGCUCAGGAGCAUGGAGGCCUUUGAGCCACAGCUGUUUGGCCUGCCAGCCUUCGACUGAGCCACAUCCAUCUGGACACGACUGAGCCACAUCCACCUCUGUCUCUGUCUGUGGAGACCAAUUCUAUAGUUAAUAUAUAUAUAUUAUAUAAUCUAGAUAUAAAUAAUAUAUAUUAUAUAA
Pseudoliparis swirei is the source of this 908-nucleotide messenger RNA. It is a transcript of the gene pudp, whose product is annotated as pseudouridine 5'-phosphatase. The coding region runs from base 93 to 788 and encodes 231 amino acids. NCBI's taxonomy places the organism in Eukaryota, Metazoa, Chordata, Actinopteri, Perciformes, Liparidae. Gene Ontology annotation, molecular function: phosphatase activity. The transcript has 4 exons. The record is from RefSeq and is a predicted model, not a curated record.